Molecule: messenger RNA, 1812 nt
Organism: Selaginella moellendorffii
Lineage: Eukaryota; Viridiplantae; Streptophyta; Lycopodiopsida; Selaginellales; Selaginellaceae
Product: F-box/LRR-repeat protein 10
Exons: 5
Coding region: 5-1744 (579 amino acids)
Biological process (GO): SCF-dependent proteasomal ubiquitin-dependent protein catabolic process
Cellular component (GO): SCF ubiquitin ligase complex
Molecular function (GO): protein binding
Source: RefSeq, a predicted model, not a curated record
AGCGAUGGAGCGCCUCCCGCUGUCCGUGCUCCAGGACAUAGUUUCUCUGCUCGAUCUCUCUUCUCUCUUCGCGGCCGCGUCGACGUGCCGGGUGCUGAAAGCCGCUGUCGAUCAGGAGCUGCCGUUCUUGGAAAAUCUUCAUCUUGAGGACUAUUCUCUGGAUCGUGCCACAUUGAAACGGCUCCUAACGUCGAGCAUUGGCUCGUCGAGCUCGCGAUUAAGUUUGAAACUCCGUGGCGUGGCUCUGGAGGAUGAUAUGGUAGACCUUAUUGCCAAGCCUCAGCUGGAGGAGCUCCACCUCGAGUACUGCACAGAAUUCUCGCCGGGGUUUUUUCACGACAUUGGUCUCACUGCUCGCAACCUCCGGCGUCUAUCGAUAAAUCCAUGCUCGGAUACCACAACGAUGUCUUUAGCUUCACUCCAGCACUGCCAUUCUUUGGAGUCCUUGUCGCUGCUAUUUGAUCCGGAGGUUUUGGUAUUUGGUGGUAUUGUCCUACCUUCGCUAUUAGUUCUUGAGAUUGGUGGUCUUUCGGAAGAGCACGGUCUCAAGCUUAUCCACGCCACAGCGUCUCCAGCCUCGCAGUACAAACUCCAAAGGCUGUCCUUGGUUCUCUACCAUAUCACCGACGCUAUUGUGCAAUGCGUUUCUGAGAACCUGCCUAUGCUUUUGGAGCUUGAGUUGCGGGACGAGCCAUCCGAGGCUUAUCAGAACGACUUAACAGAUGCGGGCAUUCAGAAACUUGGAGCUCUUACUCGGUUGCGUCGGCUUUCCCUGGUCAGAGGCUCGAAAUUUUUCUUCAAGCGAAUCAACGACGUUGGAGUAUUUAUAAUGAUCCACAGCCUGCAGCAGCUGGAGAGUAUAAGGCUCGGUGGUUUCUCUCGGAUUACAGACGCUAGCUGCGCGGCUAUUCUCUACAGUUGCUCGAAGCUUCACACUUUUGAGCUUAUGAAGACGAGUAAGUUAACCGACUUGGCGUUUCACAACUUAUCAUCAUCCGUUCCUCGCGGGCUUGUCAACGUGAACUUGUCUCUGAACAACUUGCUCAGCGAUGACACUCUCGGGCACUUCGUCUGUUGCACCACUUUGGAGGUGUUAAAUCUCAGAGGCUGUAGAAGCAUCGGUGACGCUGGCCUGCGACAUAUCUCCAAGUUAUGCAACUUGAAAACGCUAUUGCUCGAUGGCUCAGAUGUUAGCGACUUCGGCCUUUAUCCUCUUGCAAAGGGGAAGAUGUCGUUGAUAUCACUUUCUCUGAGAGCUUGCACAAGGGUCACGGACGAUGGAAUCGUCGCUCUAAUGGCCGGCAGGGCAGCGAAAACGUUGAAGUCUCUUGAUCUCUCACUCAUACCGAAGCUUACGGACGCAAGCAUUUUAUCGCUAGUGCAGAAUGGGGUGCUACCAGCAGAGCUUUGGUUACGGAACUGCUACCAGAUAGGAGACGUCUCAGUGAUGGUGUUGGCUACGCAUCUCGCUAUGCAUCCCGGAAGAGUUCUCAAGCUGCUUGAUCUUUGGAACUGCAGAAAAAUAACCGCGGAUGCUUUAAGGUGGUUCAAGUGGCCUUACUUCUCCGGCCUGAGGAAGCUGGGAGUUCCUGUCCCGCUGGAAGAGACUAUCAGAUCAGCACGUCCUUCUACCCUUUUAAGCUUCGACGGAUCCGAAUGCUUUGAUGAUGAAAGUGGCUGGGUGGACGAACUUGAGAGGAGACUCGAGAAAACCAGCAACUAUAGAGUGGCUUCUACUUCGUGAUGUUUCAUCCAGGUAAUUUCUUCGUAAGUUUGGUUAUAGCUUGAACGAGUUGAACGGUCUAGAUGUGC